UGGGCCUAUGUAAAAUUUUUCUGAGAGAUAAUGUAUUAGCAAUAUCUGCUUCGUGUGAAAACUUGAUUUUUUUAAAAAGGAGAAAUAAUCUUUUUAGGGUCAGGUAAAGAAAACAGAGUAAAAACCGAGGAGUGCCUCAAAGUGACAAAUAUAUCAUAUGAUGGAUCAAGAAAGUUUAGACCCAAUGAUGGUUGAAGAAAUUUUGGACCCUUUUUGUGACCCAGACAACCCCAAAAAGGUUACAUUUAAAGAUGUCGAGGCGGCUUCAGAUGUAAUCAAGGACGACCUCCUGAGCCCCUGUGUUAAAUCUAGAAUGUCGGAAAUACUGAAUUUGAAGGAAGUUUACUUCAAGAAAGAAUUUCAACAGCGAACAGGGAGUUUCAAAGAAAGAGGAGCAAGAUAUUCUCUUAUGAUGCUUAACGAAGAGCAGCAGAAAAAAGGCGUUAUAGCGGCCAGUGCCGGUAACCAUGCCCUGGCUCUGGCCUAUCAUGGCAAUUGUUUAAACAUCCCAGUGACCGUGAUCAUGCCAACCAUAGCACCAAUGAUGAAAGUACAAGCCUGCAAACGCUACAAAGCCACGGUCGAAAUUAAAGGGCAUGAUAUUUCUGAGUCGAAAAGAUAUGCACAGAAAGAAGGCAAAGAGAAAGGACUAGCUUACAUCAAUGGUUAUGAUCAUCCUCACAUCAUAGCCGGACAGGGAACAAUGGCGUUGGAGAUCGUGAAACAAGUCCCUGAUGUGGAGGCCGUCGUCAUACCCGUCGGCGGGGGAGGACUGAUUGCGGGGGCGGCCGUGGCUCUAAAGCACCUCAAACCAAACAUCAAGAUCAUUGGUGUCGAAGCGGAGAGAUGUCCUAGUUUCUCAAAAGCAAGAGAGGUUGGAAAACCAACAAAAGUGGAAGUUAUUUCCUCUAUUGCAGAUGGGUUAGCUGUACCAACAGUUGGAGUGAAUGCAUUUGCCACAGCCAAUGAAUUGAUUGACAAAAUGAUCACAGUGAAGGAAGAGAAUAUAGAUCUAGCUAUCCUGCGUCUGAUUGAAAUAGAGAAAGCUAUUGUGGAAGGAGCAGGUGCAGCAGGAUUGGCCGCCAUUAUAGAAGGAUUACUUCCGGAGUUGGCAGAGAAAAAGGUGGUAGUGGUACUGUGUGGUGGAAACAUUGACACUCCAGUCCUGGGGCGUGUGAUAGAACGUGGGCUUGCUUCUGAUGGACGUUUCGUUAGAUUUAAGGUGACUGUGACAGACCGACCUGGAGGGAUUACUUUUCUCAUCAAUCUACUGUCAGACCUAGGAGUUGGCGUCCAUGAUAUAUUUCAUGAAAGAGCAUGGCUGAAAUCAGAUGUAUUUUCAGUACAGGUGAAGUGUGUCGUGGAGACGAGAGAUGAAGCUCAUUCAGAGGAACUAAAGGCAGCUCUGGAAGCGAAAUACAAAAAUGUGGAAUGGCCUCAUGUGUAGGAUUGAAGGCGAAUGUGACAGUUUAGACUGUUGUAAUUGUACUAAUUAGACUCGCGAAAUACCGGUAUAUUAUAUACCAUUAGCAAAUUUGAAGAUAAGUUCCAAAAAUAUUUGAUAUAUUAUAUCAAGUCAGAGUUCAUGCCUAUAAUGCUUGUGUUUGCAGGAAUGUUUAAUGAAACUUUACACACUGAUUUUAUAUACCGGUACAUUAGAAAGACGUUCCGCUUAUCUUAUUAUAUUAAGACUUCUUUGGUUGGUUCAAAAGGAUAAGCAUCUUUUUAUCUCUAAGUGCGAUUAAUUAUCAUGUUAAUUUGGAUUUCAAUUUUUCAUCUUUGAAGUGUUCCAGCACUAAAAUAUUUUCUUUACUGCCACGUAUAUGCAUUGUAUCCUUUUUAGUGAACAUUUUGCAAAUGAAACUAACUUGUCAUGUUAUUUAAACUUAAUAAUUAUAUAGGAUUUUCAUAAUUGUUUGUGGGUGAUGUUGAAAGCUGCGCUUUAAUAAAGGAAACAUUUUUA
Molecule: messenger RNA, 1963 nt
Organism: Saccostrea cuccullata (small rock oyster)
Lineage: Eukaryota; Metazoa; Mollusca; Bivalvia; Ostreida; Ostreidae
Product: L-threonine ammonia-lyase-like
Exons: 13
Coding region: 158-1447 (429 amino acids)
Biological process (GO): L-threonine catabolic process; L-serine catabolic process
Molecular function (GO): L-serine ammonia-lyase activity; threonine deaminase activity
Source: RefSeq, a predicted model, not a curated record